Paramacrobiotus metropolitanus is the source of this 3025-nucleotide messenger RNA. Its product is annotated as translation factor Guf1, mitochondrial-like. Gene Ontology annotation, molecular function: mitochondrial ribosome binding; GTP binding; GTPase activity. Bases 528 to 2699 code for a protein of 723 amino acids. The transcript is spliced from 16 exons. Lineage: Eukaryota; Metazoa; Tardigrada; Eutardigrada; Parachela; Macrobiotidae. Gene Ontology annotation, biological process: positive regulation of translation. Gene Ontology annotation, cellular component: mitochondrion. The record is from RefSeq and is a predicted model, not a curated record.
UUGAUGGUUCAAAAUAUGAAACUGACUGGUUGAGUAUUUUAUGAAGUGCAAACGCUAUCCGGCUAAAAAUGUUUGUUUACGUUUGUUGUGCUGAUCAACCAACCGCAUGCGGACGCUUGUUAGAAUCGACUUCUGGCGACUCAAAAUUGGAAAAAUUUCUGAAAUCUUUCUCCAAAACCCGAGAAGUGAGAAAACUGACUAAUUUUAAAUUUCGCAGUUUUGUAUCAACGAAUCUUGGAAGUGCUUUUGUUCUGCUUUUGUUCGGUUAAUGUUAAUGCCACUUCUUCACCUGUUGACUAUUAAGUAGUUCUUUUGCAGGCAGUGCCAGUGGGCAUUUAGGUUACGUGAACCUUGAUUCGCAUAAACUUACAACGAUAUACCGGAUGGGAUGAUGCUAAUUAUGGGUCUUGAUUCUGUUGAUGCGAUGCUGGCCGAGCCUGCAAGGUGGGCCAGGAACGCAGUCGCAUAGGCUGUUCUGUCGCUGACGCAGCGGUGGAUCCCGUUAAUCUUGGUACGGCACGGCUAGGAUGUCGCUGCCAGCCAGCUGUCAUUUAUCCCUUUUCCCGUAUGUAUUGCGCCCGCUCCGUAUCUCAUCCCGCAACCCCUUGGCCACUGCGGCCAGGCGUCCUCAUCUGGCAGUAAGAAGGACCAUCCAUGCCUGGGCGCAGAGCAGCCGCUUCCUCGCCAGGCUGUCCCCACGCCCCUCAUGGUGGUCAUGCAGUCGUGCAGGCUUCCUACAGCCUCCGCUCAGUCGACACGCUGCGAUUCCCCCCGCCAGUGCGGCGGCAACGGUGGCAGCGGAGGAGCAGCUAGACACCGGGUCGACAUCUGACGAUCCCGACAAGAUCCCCGAUCUCCGCCGAUUUCCCCCGGAGCGGAUCCGCAACUUCUCCAUCGUGGCUCACGUCGACCACGGCAAAUCCACGCUGGCCGACCGCCUCCUGGAGAUGGCCGGAAAUAUUCGAGCGGGAACACACGAUCACCAAGUGAUGGACCGCUUGGAAGUGGAGCGCGAGCGCGGAAUCACCGUUAAGGCGCAGACGGCCACCCUCUUCUACACCUUCCAGGGCCAAGAAUACCUCCUCAAUUUAAUCGAUACACCUGGGCAUGUGGACUUCAGCUACGAAGUCCAGCGCUCCCUGACGGCGUCGCAAGGCGUCGUGCUGUUGGUGGACGCCAACCAGGGCGUGCAGGCGCAGACACUGGCCAACUUCUACGCCGCCUUCGAGGGCGAUCUGAAAAUCAUCCCCGUACUGAAUAAGAUCGACCUCAAGACUGCCGACCCCGACGCCGUCACGGAACAGAUGAACAAGGCCAUGGAUAUUGAUCCGCAAGAAGUCCUGCGCGUCUCCGCCAAAACCGGUUUCGGCGUCGCUGAGCUCUUUCAGGCCAUUAUACAGCGGGUGCCGCCGCCGAAGGGCAGCGCGACGGGUGCCUUCCGGGCGGUGUUGUUUGACUCUUGGUACGAUAAGUACCGGGGGGUUGUGGCGCUCAUUGCAGUGCAGGACGGGGAGUUGAAAAGAGGCGACCAGAUCACGUUUCUCAGCUCGGACAAAACCUAUGAAGUGAGAGAUGUGGGAAUCAUGCGGCCGGACCGCGUCAGUACAUCGUUCCUGUUGGCGGGUCAAGUAGGAUAUAUUACCUGCAACAUGAAGACAACCAAAGAAGCGCAGAUCGGUGAUACGCUGUUCGGGAAGGAGCGCCCGGCGCAAGAAGGCAGCCGAAUUCCUAGAGCAAAGCCAAUGGUUUAUGCUGGAAUCUUCCCGGAAGACCAAAGCGACAACGAGGCGUUACGCGAUGCUCUAGACCGGUUAAUCCUGAAUGAUUCCAGUGUGUCAGUAUCCUUAGAGCAGAAUGCAGCGUUAGGGCAAGGAUGGCGGUUAGGCUUCCUGGGCUUAUUGCACAUGGAGGUGUUUCUGCAGCGGCUGGAGUAUGAGCACGGCAAGUGCUGCAUCGCCACCAUCCCUAGUGUGCCGUAUAAGGCCCGUUUAAAGUCCAACCUCAACGAAAAGACCGCUAAGGAAUACGGCACGGACGUGUUGACCAUUGUUAGCCCCGAACAGUUGCCGGCACAGGGCGUUGUGGAGGAAUUUCAAGAACCAUGGGUCAUAUCCACCAUCAUCACGCCGGCCAAGUACAUUGGUGACAUUUUGGCAAUGUGUCUGGAGCGGCGUGGUCAGCAAAAGAACGUGACAUUUCUGGACCAAACCCGUGCCAUGAUGCAGUUUUAUUUGCCUUUGAGCGAAGUGAUUGUCGACUUUUUCGACGAGCUUAAAUCAAAGACGUCGGGCUACGCCAGUUUCGACUACGAGGAUGCCGACUACAGACCGGUGAAUCUGAUUAAGGUGGAUUUCCUGCUGAACGGGAAAGAAGUCAACGAGCUGAGCAUGCUGGUCCCGGGUGAACGGGCCCGCUAUCUCGCCCGUCGCGUCUGCGAGCGGCUGAAGGAUGCCGUCCCCCAGCAGCAGUUUCCCGUGUCGAUCCAAGCGGCUAUUGGCUCAAAGAUCGUCGCUCGCGAAGACCUGAAGGCCCUGCGCAAGGACGUGGUGGGCCUGAAGAUUUACAGUCACGGCGGCCGCGACAAAGGUCGCAAGCAGAAGCUGCUGCAGCGUCAAAAGGAAGGAAAGGAGCGCAUGCGCAUGAUCGGUAACAUCCAGAUCCCACGAGACUGCUUCAUCAAAGUCCUACGCAAAUCCUAAACCGCUGCAGCGGUCUUUGCCGCUGGCAGACACUGUUCUGUGACAAAUAUUGCCCUUUCAGUGGAUUGUGUCUUCUUAAUGCCAUUAAAUUGAAUGGAAAACAUCGUUGUACGCGCACAUAAUCAGAGGCGCAGUACGCGGUACAUUAUCUUUACGUAUAGAACACAAAGAAAUGCUUUAACAAUUUACAAUGGUUAUCUUGAGCAAAGCCGGAACAGUCAGGGACUACCGCGGCUGUUUAUCGUGAGUACUGCGCAUUGACGGAUUUGACUUUGUACGGCUGAGUGCACGUGAGCACCUGGUACAGUGCGAAACGGAACCGUCGG